Molecule: messenger RNA, 2898 nt
Organism: Trypanosoma conorhini
Lineage: Eukaryota; Euglenozoa; Kinetoplastea; Trypanosomatida; Trypanosomatidae
Exons: 1
Coding region: 1-2898 (965 amino acids)
Source: RefSeq, a predicted model, not a curated record
AUGAAGGCACCCUUACUUGCUUUGCUCUUGAUGUAUACCACUGUUGCCGUGCAAGCGGCUUUGCCGCUUCCCAAACCCAAGGGACCAAUGCCUGAUACUGCUGAACUUGCAGAAUCCGCUCUGGCCCCAUUUAUGGCCUUUGAUGGUGGGCAUCUCUAUACUGCCGAUGGGCACCACGGCAUUCCAUCUGUAUGUGGGGCAGAGGCCUCUGCGACGUCUCGCCUUAUGCUUCCUGUCGCACUCAAUGACCUUGAUCGACUUUAUGGAACGCUGUUUGUGCAGCCUUUGAAUCAAUCCUCCGCCGCAUCCCAGGCGCAACUGGACAUGGUGGAAGGGUGCUUUCUCCGUCCUGACGGGGACGAUGUGCCAUGCGUGGCGUGGUUGCAUUCUACACCAGAACAGUGUCGCAUGAAUAUAAAAGAUUCUACAACCUAUUGGGCCUAUCGUGAGCGUUCCCCGUUGUUUUCGCCCUCUGAAAAGGUCUUUGGAGGAGGGGCCGACUUAUUUGUGAACCAUGUGCUCUGGGUUCGUGGGUUGCGUGAGCGGCUCCGUCGUUCCAUCAGGCGAACGCAAGAAUCCGCAAGGGCCGGGAAAAAUCUAUGGCGCAUUGUGUCGUUGGGAUGGGACAAGAAUGCCCUUCCAGAGGACCGACAAGCCUUUCGCGAGGCUGUAAGCGCGCGGGGAACGAAAAUUCUUACCGAGGCGUACUCCGAUGUGAUGGAUAAAUGGGAUCUUGUAAAGACGUGGAUAAAACCCUCGGUGGGCGAAGUUGAAGGGGGGACGGAUAUCUUUGCGACGCAAAUUGGCGGGUCGCUGCUGCUUCCUCAAGCAGAUUGCAACCCUUCCAUCUUUCUGGAUGACUGGUUAAACUACUUUGAUCAGUUCUUCUUUGGGUAUCACAUCGCUACUGGAGUUGAACAGGAGGUUGAUUCACUUUUCAAAGGCUUCAAGGUGUUUUACAAUAACACGGUGAAGGACGUCAAUCGUCUGGGUCGUCUGCCGUGUGUCGCAACCUCCUUCGCCGUGGCAAUGAUGCUUUUUGAGGAUUUUCCAGUUCGCCUGGCGUAUUGGAACAUGGUAAAUGAAACAGGAUCCAGUCACACACUCUGGCCACUCGAACGCUUCGCGAUGUUGGGUGAUUCGAAUGAAACGGUCAUGAGAAAUCGCGAUUACCUGCUAAAUUUCUUUGAAGCGGCUCUGAGAUGUUUAUCAAGAACACCUCAUGUGGAAAAUAUAUUUGACGGCGACGUGCAUUUGGCGAAGUGUGUCACGCAAGCUAUACUGCGCGCCCCAGGCUCAGACGGCAGUCCAGCCCCGAGUUCCUUGUAUGAGUGCUUUACAUUGCUGUCCAAUUCAUCGCAGCACACAUCUCGCAAUAGUUCUGUUCAGAACGCGACAGUCGCUGUGGUUGGGCUGAGGAAAGAUUUGGACUUGGCGGUGCCGCCCUGUGCGUGGGGAUUUACCCGGCCAAGCGGCAAUAAAUGGAAUGCCCAGGAGCCGUGUGUUAUGUGUCCACCCGGAUCCUUCGAUGAUGCAAGCGGUGGCUGUCGUUGCAGCACCGGGUCCGUCCCCGGCGAAAGCGGCUGCGAGGCGCGAGAAGACAAGGCCGCGGUCGCACCCACGUGGAGGUGGGCGGUAGACCCGUCGGAGGUCCAUGUCGCCAAUGACGGCGGAGAGGAUCGGAAACCCUUUCUCGUCGUGAGCCCUGCAAACAACUCCACGGAGGGCGACAAGGUGGUCGUGGAAAUUCAGUGCGCCAAGGGGCUAACACGCUUUGAGACGAAAAUGUUGAUGCCCAACAACAGCACCUCCUGCUCGGAGCAGCGGGCGCGUCUCCCCUUGCAAAAGUCUAUGGCUGUUGUAUCAGCCUCAACAAUUUCGUUAACUCUGGGAGAGUCAGCAGCUUUUGGCGGGGAGCAGUGUAAUUUUCAUGUGCGGACGAAGUCUUUAAGGGCCCGAGGCUCUCCAGCGGUUCUUGCCGGAGGCGUUCUUAUUUUGCCGCCCGUUUCACCACUUGAGGUUCAUGCCUACACACCCACGACUCCUGUUACUUCAUCCUCCUCCCCGGCAUCGAAGACGAGCCUCCCCUCGUGUGAUGUGGUGCCCAAGAGUGAGACAGGGGCUGCGACCCUGUCUGUCUGCUCCACAUCCACCGGGAAGUUCGCACUUUUGCUCGACGCACAGGCAUACUCGCCGCUCACUGUCAAUGCCUUCGGUAUUUUAAAAGAAACGCUUUGGGCGGACAGAACUCACGCCACCGCUCUCGGUCGUGGGAUGCGGCCCAUGUGGGACCGAAUGCAUCUUGCUGUGCGUAUAAAGGUUAAGCAAAGGCAUGGACUACGUUCUGUGAAAGAAAUUUUCGGUGGAUAUUUUCCUCUAGCUGGAAAGAUACAUCAACGAAUCCUGCUCCCAGAAACAGCCGGGCGUGUGAUUGCGGUACUUCAGAUCGUAGACCGUUGCACGGCCCCCGCCUAUGUGCACGAUGCCGUUUGUGUGAAUGCAAGGCUUAUCUUUGCUUCAGGCGCGAUAAACAGAGUGGCAUUCGGGUUACCGAUCAACAGUACCGCCACAAAACCAGAGGAUUCUGGGAAGGCGGCGGGGGGAAAGACCACGCUGUCCCCGGGUUCUUGGUGGCGGCUGCCGCUCAUCGUGAUGGGCGCCGUUGUUGCCGCACUGCUCCUAAUCGUAGGAACACUCUUUUUGGUCUACAGACUUCGUGCCCGUCACAGAACUCGACGUGAUGAAGCGGAGAUGCAUGAAACUUUUCCCGAGGACGAGCCCCCUGGAACAGAAGGAACGGAACAGGAGGAGGAGGAGAAGAGGUCGUGGUCGUCGUUGCCACAGCUGUUGGCGGUCUCUAUAAAUUGCCCAAGCGCAGAAGUGGCGUCGUCUCAUUAA